AUGUGGAGACCCCUACCUUUCCUGGCUGCUGCGCUGGCAGUCCCAUCCCAGGCGCUGCACUUCUUCAUUGACGGUGCUACUUCCAAAUGCUUCUUCGAGGAGCUUCCGAAGGACACACUCGUCGUUGGUCACUUUGAAGCAACAGUAUGGGACGAUGCGACGAAAUCCUACCAACCACGAGCGGACACCGGCGUAUUCAUCACCGUUGAGGAGACAUUCGAUAACAACCACCGGGUCGUCGCUCAGCGUGGCGACAGCAAGGGCAAAUUUGCAUUCACUGCGGCCGAUUCGGGCGAGCACCGUCUCUGCUUCACCCCGCAAAAUGUCGCUGCCGGCGGCAGCUGGCUCAACAACGGCCUUCAUGGCUCGGUCAAGUUCCACCUCGAUAUGGUCAUCGGAGAGACUAGCAAGAUUGAGAGCACGGACAAGACUAAGAUCGACGACAUUGUGCAGAAGGUUAUGGAUUUGAACAGCAGACUGCAGGAUAUCAGGCGAGAGCAGGUGUUCCAGAGAGAACGCGAGGCUGAAUUCCGAGACCAAUCUGAGGCUACCAAUGCCCGCGCAGUUCGAUGGACACUUAUCCAACUGGUUGUUUUGGGAGUCACAUGCGCGUGGCAGCUCACGCACUUGAGGGCAUUCUUUAUCAAACAAAAGCUCACUUAAGAGGGUCGGAAAUGAGACGCUUGGGAGGAAAGAUUUCACGGCCGGGAACAAAAGGCAGUUCUUAUUCAUCUUUGGUGCUGGCAAGCUCUGUACUGUAGGCAUUGGCGUUUGUAAAGGUAUCAAUCACAGCGUUCGAGAUAGCACGAAGUAGAAACGAAGCAAUUCAUCAAGCAAAUGUGGCAACUGUUGGUUGUGAGCUGAGUAUCCAAGGAGAUCACAUUCGGCGUCGUAAAUUGCUCGUGCUCGAGCAGGCCAUAGUUGUGUGUGUUUGAGGCUUCACCUAAACACUUUCAAAUAUUCGCAAAGGGCGUUGUGCCACCAACUGAAGGCGCUGGCAGUGGAAUAAAC
Molecule: messenger RNA, 1011 nt
Organism: Aaosphaeria arxii CBS 175.79
Lineage: Eukaryota; Fungi; Ascomycota; Dothideomycetes; Pleosporales
Exons: 3
Coding region: 1-663 (220 amino acids)
Biological process (GO): endoplasmic reticulum to Golgi vesicle-mediated transport; intracellular protein transport; Golgi organization
Cellular component (GO): endoplasmic reticulum; Golgi apparatus; endoplasmic reticulum-Golgi intermediate compartment
Source: RefSeq, a predicted model, not a curated record